GGCAGCGGGAGCGCGCUUUCCGUGUCUGGUUAGUGGACUGACAGCCAGCUGUGCGGCUACAACGACAACAACAAGCUCCUGGAUUUGCUACAUACAACUAGAUUAGUGUUGGUCUGCUACUGAUCAUAAUUGUACACUAUAGCUAGUUUUUGACGUGAGUACUCGGCAGCACACAGCUACAACCAGUAUCAUCGGCGGUUUCUGUGCUAACUAGCAAGAAGAGCAUUCCUCCAACAUGAAUCCGCUGUGUGGCAGAUGUAAUCUAGUCGUUUACCCCACGGAAAAAGUGAAUUGUCUGGACAAGUACUGGCAUAAAGGAUGCUUCAGCUGCGAGGUCUGCAAAAUGACUCUAAACAUGAAGAAUUACAAAGGCUUUGAGAAGAGACCAUACUGCAAUGCACACUACCCCAAGACAAACUUCACCUGUGUGGCUGACACUCCAGAGAAUCUCCGCCUCAAACAGCAGAGCAAGAUGCAGAGCCAGGUUCUCUACAGGGAGGAUUUUGAGAAGAAUAAAGGAAAAGGUUUCAGCGUGGUCGCAGACACGCCGGAGCUGCAGAGAAUUAAGAAAACGCAGGAUCAAAUCAGCAAUAUAAAGUACCAUGAGGAGUUUGAGAAGAGGAAGAUGGGAGGAGAGGCCCCACAUCAGCCAAGCAGCCCCAGCCCAGCAGCUUACCAGUCCUCAGCAGGCUCUCAGAACUACAACUAUGAACCUGCUCCUGAACCAGUGCGCCAGGCGGCCGGCGGCCCGCCUCCCAGUGCUGGGAAGCGGUACAGGGCAGUGUAUGACUACUCUGCCGCCGACGAGGACGAGGUGUCCUUCAUGGACGGAGAUGUGAUCGUAGAUGUGCAGCAGAUCGACGAGGGCUGGAUGUACGGCCGCGUGGAGCGCACCGGCCAGCAGGGCAUGCUGCCUGCCAACUACGUGGAGGCCAUCUGAGUGAGAGGGAAGGAAUAAAAGAGGGAGAGGAAAAAAGGAGGAGGAGGUAGAGAAAGGGAGGGAAAGAAGGAAAGGAAAAGCCCAGUGCCAUCUCAUCUUAACGCCGCUUUCUCUUGAUUUUACUCUUGUUCCCUAAUCUGUCCUGUGAGACCUUAACCCCCCCACCACCACCACCACCGCCGCCGCCGCCCCCCCGCCAUCCUUACUCUGCUCUCACUGUUCAGCUUGCCAACCACAGACACCCUCUAUCUAUCUGUCUGUCUGUCCUUCUUCUUUCUGUCUGUCUGCCUGCUUGCCUCUCUGUCCGUCUGUCUGUGCUGAUGUCUGUCUCUGUUUGGAUGUUCAUCAUCAUCCUCUUGAUCUUUUUCCCCCCAAUCCUGGCUCCACUCUCGUGCUGUCACAAGUGGAAAUUGAAAGUCUUAAAAGAUAAACUCACAGUUCAUCGCAGUACGUCAGGGGUCAUGCCGUGUUCACACAGCUCCAUCCUAGCUCCAGCACUUAACAAUCCUGACUCAACGUCAUGCAAAAACAAAGAAGGAAAAAAAUGUACAAAGCCCCCCCCCCCCCCCCCCCCCCACAAGUCAGUCACCACAGCUGCAGACAUUAUUCUGUGGAAGAAGUAAGUUAGAAGUGUGGGUGGGUGUGACAUUGUCAUAGGCUCAUUUGUGUUGUUUUCGCUUUAAUUUUGCAGUGUGAUCAUGGCCAGACUGGAAACACAGUGUAGAAUCUCAGUCUAUCAGAACUAAGCUUGAAUAUUUUUGACUUGUGCACAUUCCUUUAACCUCUAACCCUGUUGCUGUCGCACCAAUCAGCCAGUUAUCAGUCUUAACAGAGAGGUUUUUAAUAUAUUUAUAGAUGGACGCACAUCUCGCCAUUGUGUGCUCAAGUAGGCACCCUCGUGUUUCAGCACUGCAUUGUGGGUAUCAUUGUGAAACUGGAAAUCGCAGCCUAACUGUAGAGCACCCCCUGUUGUUGCCUUUCUCGGGCGUGUCAGAUACAGGAGGGAUCAGGGACAAGUUAGGGGGACGUUAUCAGUCCAUCUCUUGCAGCCACACUGAAUACAUCACCUCAGUAGGUGUGGAUGUACAGUCCAUACACCUCUAUUCCUGUUGUUUUUUUUGUUUGUUUUGUUUUUUUUUUUUUUUUUCGCAGCCUGAAUGCCUUCAGUCCUCACGAAGAAUCACAAAGUUACGGUGAUGAAGGUUCGAGGAAAGGAGAUGGGAACAGGUUAAGUCCGUUCCCUUUUUGCUACAAAACCAUCAUAAAGAGAACACAUUUACAAAAGAAAAGGCCAAGCACAACUCUAUAUUUUUUUAUUUUCAAUUUAUUCCACUGUUCUUGUGAGUCUUUUAAUUUCAUUUGAUGUGAGACAACUUGGCUGUGGUAAAUGUUGUUGAUGUUUUUCUCAUGCUGUUCUUCCUUUGCCUUUUCUUGUUGUAAGAAGCUUAUUUUCAAAAAAAAAAAAAAAAUGUUAGUGUGUUAAAUAAAUAAACCAGCAACUCAAUAUAUGAAUCAAGACAGAAGAGUUUAUGUGGACCAGUGCAGCCGCAGUAUUAGAUCAGUCGUGGGAUUAAUCCACCUGGGUCAGAACAGUGCUGGCAGCAGGUUUGAGAAAUGAGCCCAAUGCUCGCCAGUCAGGCCUGUUUCUGACCAAUGUAUCUCUAUUAAUGCUGUUUAUUAUUCUGGAGCUUCUAAGAAAGCUCUGGUCAUUAAAACAUCCCGAAAGGCAGGUGUUUUUGGUCCAAUCUCGCAGGUGAAACUAUUUUUGAUAUCUGACCAGCGUAUCAGCCAAAAUGUACCAGCAUUUGGUUUUUUGGUGGUCACUAAAUGUAAAGGAAGUUUGGUUCAUAAACACAAAAUGAAGCAUUUAAGUUGCUGGCCGUUACACAGAAAUGCUGCAUCAUUCCUCCACUCUAGAUAUUGUAUUUCUGUGAGGACCUUAUCAGACUUUAAAUAUGAUAUCUGACCAUCUCUGUGGUGUAAAUAAUACCAUUUGCCCCUGACCAUACACACACCUCUUCCCCCUUUUCUUGCUGUUUCAUUCUCCCAUGAUGCACUGUGACAUCACAGGCAUGAGCGAUCAGGGCGGUGUGUUUUUAGGUGGGGUGGGAGGGGCCGAAAAAUAUUUCAGCUUUAUUAAAAGAAACCAGGCUCUCACUAUGUAGCUAGAUGACAUUGUACAAUUGUAUAUGUAUCAUAAUGGUAAGUUAGGGAAAAUGUUUUUACAGGUCAUGGUGCUCUGGGAAGUGGCUUGCCUGCAGAUUAAAAAAAAUAAUAAUAGACAAAAAAAAAAGCAGUUCAUAUUUUUUGUGAAUGUGGCUGAGGGGAAGUCAUGUGGUUUUAAAAGUCGACUCAUGGAGAAAAUCCAAUGUGGUGCAAGUUGUCAGUUGGUGUUGAACAUUCAUAAAAAAUUUAGCAACUUUGGAAUGUGAUGAAUUGUGACAGUGCUGAUGAACAUAACUGAAUCAGAAGAAAAAAAGCACCUCAGACUGGUUAACAGGUUGCCAAACAAAAUGAAUGAACACACUUCAGUAUGUAUGCCUGUAUUUUGCAUUAACCUCUCUACUUGACAACAGGAUAAGUUUAUUUGCAAAGCAGAUGCUAGAUCAGAAAGCUGUUUUAGAGCUCAAGGUUGUGUGUUUCACUUGGGUAAACUGAAGAGUUGGUGGUUUUGCUUGAAGUGAAAUGAUUGUUGUUCCUGGCUUGAGAUGAUGUUUGCCCAAAUUUAAUUUAAUAACAAAGCUACUCGCACUGGUAGCCUCCGCUGCUCUGCGGCCUGCAUCCAAUCCAAACUAUUAGUUUCUUCUUUUUUUUUUUUGUCUUGAGGUCGUUGGUGUUGGCAGUAGGUGUUCUGGGUGAAAUGAAAAAGUGGCCAAAGACAGCCAGUGUUGUGUUCAGUGUAGCUCAGGAUGGAUUUGUUAAGGCAAAGUCAAAUUUGAGCAUGUGGUGAUGUAAGUGUGCGGGGCCGGGGGCAACACAGGGCAAGCGAUCUGAUGCUCUUAAUCUCCCAGGCUGUGAGGCAGGGCAAGUUGUUUGUCUGACCUGGAUAUUAGUCAGGAGUUAACCUCUUUGCGCCAAAUACCGCUCUUCUGCUCUGUCAUCACUCAUCUACUGAACGUCAUAUCAUAACCCUGUUUCCAUUCAGUUUCUGUCUAGUAUCCUGUCCACCCGUCUGCUGCGAUCCCUCUUUCCUUCAGCCUUCAUCGUAGGCUCCUGCGCUUCUGAUGAAUCAUCCCCCUGCUUCUAUGAUACUGGUUAUAUACUGUAGACUUUGCAGUGUGAAAUCAUGUAAUACACAAUCGCAGGUUUAGCAUUCAGACCAGUUUUGUGCAUUCCAUCUUAAAUUUUUUGUUUUUGAUAUAAUUUUGUUAUUUUUUAAAUAAAAAAAAUAAAGAUACCAUAUGCAUAUUGACAUAUACGUGUAUUCAAAACUCAUACUGAAUACAUACUCCGAAUUAAGGACCUGAUAUCAUCUCCUGUUGCCCUGUUACAGCACUUCAAAUUGUACUUAUGAUUCUGCAGAUUCAAUAAAAUGUCAUUUUUCUCA
Messenger RNA from Seriola aureovittata, 4487 nucleotides. It is a transcript of the gene lasp1, whose product is annotated as LIM and SH3 protein 1. Lineage: Eukaryota; Metazoa; Chordata; Actinopteri; Carangiformes; Carangidae. Gene Ontology annotation, cellular component: focal adhesion. The transcript is spliced from 7 exons. Bases 236 to 940 code for a protein of 234 amino acids. The record is from RefSeq and is a predicted model, not a curated record. Gene Ontology annotation, molecular function: actin filament binding.